GCGAUGAUUCCACAUCAAGUCUUACUUGGAUUCCUGUUGGCCUCGUUGUCUUCUGCUUUAAUCAACUGCUCCGGAAGUGACUCGUGCUUUGCGGAAACGUCGGAAUGCGAUCCAAAUAAAAACUGCCUCACGACCAUUCACUUUGACCAAACUGGAAACAUGGACAUAUUCGUGCGAGAUGCGGUGGAGACUGACUACGUUUCAAUUGUCAUCAGCCGAGAUUUGCACAACAAUGUCGAGCAUAUCAUCUGUGUUCCACUUAGCAGAAAACGUUUCCGGGCGAUGGGUCGGUUUGGAGCAACUGUAGUUUUUACUCAGCUGAACACUACGAAUGUGGUAGAGCGUCUGGGAAACAAUUUGUUUCGAUGCAUUGUCAAAGUCAACGAGUUGCCCAGAAACUUCCAACACAGCCAUAAUUUUGUUGUAGAACGAGGCACAUUCCAGCAGUUUCUGAAAAUUGGCGCCGGUGCUGGUUUGAUUAAAUUGGAGAAGGUUCAACCGAAGAUAUCAGUUGAUGAUGAUCUUGAAGCAGAUUUCAUUCUUACAACUCCUGCCAAACAGUCCAACGAUAGACACUCUUUCUACUCAAAGAUUGACACUGAAAUCGCAUACAACACAAUUAACGAAAUUCAGAAAACUGCAAAGAAAGAUGAAAAUCAUAAGCUGGAAAGCGUGUAUUCUAGAAGUACUCCAUUCACAGAAAUUUUUUCGAAAAUAAAACGUUUACCAAAGGAGAAAGGAGUAGAUGUUCAAAUGGUUCAAAAAAAUCUCGUGAAAAAGGAUAAUAGAAAAUCAUUAAAGGAUAUGGAUGAAAGUAAAAGCCCGAAACCAUUCGAGUUGGCCGUUUUUAAUCAGGAUGGUGGGAUGUUCUCGGUGUGGAUGACUAAAGAGCAAAUGCAAAAAUAUUUGGGAAAACAGUUGGAAGCUGAGCAGAAUGAUCCUGAAACUGACACUCAAGCCUUAUCCGAUUCGUCCGACUCAAAUGAUCAAUUCAAAAAGAUUGGCUCCAUUAUUGCUAUAGGACUUUUUGCAGUUGUUUUCCUUUUGUAUUGUUGUUGGAAUGUGGCUGCUUCCAUGGCCUCGCCGUACAAUUAGAAUACAUCUUGAUUAUCAUGAACGCUAAGCAUCAAUAUAUCUUUUACAAUAUGCAAUUAUUUCUUUCAAAACUAUGAAUGCUUUUUAUCUU
Messenger RNA from Caenorhabditis elegans, 1186 nucleotides. RefSeq names its product Conserved plasma membrane protein (gene F54F7.6). The transcript is spliced from 4 exons. Lineage: Eukaryota; Metazoa; Nematoda; Chromadorea; Rhabditida; Rhabditidae. The record is from RefSeq and is marked reviewed. The coding region runs from base 4 to 1095 and encodes 363 amino acids.